Molecule: messenger RNA, 924 nt
Organism: Dermatophagoides pteronyssinus (European house dust mite)
Lineage: Eukaryota; Metazoa; Arthropoda; Arachnida; Sarcoptiformes; Pyroglyphidae
Product: homeobox protein 13-like
Source: RefSeq, a predicted model, not a curated record
AUGAAUAUCUGUAAAGAACGAUUAAAUAAUCGUACAAAAUCAUUACGUGAAAAAUUUAGCCGUAAUCCAUUAAAUUUAACAACCAUUCCAUUACAAUCAACAACAGUAAUAGGAUCAUCUGCAUCAGGAUUUGAUCCAUCAACAGCAUCAACAACAUUAAUCAAUCAAAUUGAUCGACCAUUUUUAUGGCAACAUGAUGUUGCUAUUCAAUGUAAUCUAAUACAAGCACCAGAAUUAUUAAAUGUUGCGAAAAAAUUACCAGCAUUGAUUAAUGUUGCUGCAGCAAAAUUACGUAAUAUUACUGAUCAUCAUAGCUAUAGUGAUGGUUUAAAUCAACAAUCAACAAAUCUAAUGAUAACACAACCAGAAAAAUUAAUAAAAAAUGAAAAUACUUCAGCUGGUGGUGGAUAUGUUGGUCGUUUCUGGAAAAGUACAAUGAGUGUUACAUUUAAUUCACAACAAAAUCAUAGUGGUCCAACAAGUCCAUUUCCAACAUUGAAUUCAGGAAAAAAAUCUACAUUUCGUUGGACAACAAGUGUACGACGUAAUAAACAUCAACAGCAACGAGAACAACAACAAAAUCGUCAACCAAUAUUAAAACGUGCUGCAUCAUUUAAUGAUAAUUCUGGUACAGGAUAUGCAAGAUUAGUACAAAGUACAUCAUCACCAUCAUCACCUGAAUUAAUACAUGAUGAACGUAAUAAUAAUAAUAAUAAUAGAUUAAAUAUUUUGGAUUUAAAACCAAAAUUAAUCCGUCCAACAGCAUUAUUUAAUAUUACAAAUGAAAAUAAUAAUAAUGAUGGUAAUAAUAAAAAAUUAAUGAAAAUUAAAUCAAUUACAACUGAAAAAAAAGUAAAGAUUUUAAUCCUUUUUAUAAAACUUUUUUUUUAUAAAAUUACAUUUUAUAAAGUCUCCUGCAUCUGA